This is a messenger RNA of Drosophila navojoa, 654 nucleotides long. RefSeq names its product wurmchen 1 transmembrane protein (gene wrm1). Lineage: Eukaryota; Metazoa; Arthropoda; Insecta; Diptera; Drosophilidae. The record is from RefSeq and is a predicted model, not a curated record.
ACCGCAAUUAUCCUUAAUUGAGCGCAAAUGACAAUACGGCGUUGCACUUGUGGUCAGCAACAAAAGCGUGUAGCUAAUAGAGAAAUAGGCCAGUGACUUCAUCAGUCAUCGGCUUCUUCAAUUACACUUAUAAGUCAAUAAAGGCAGAGCGUGUGGGACUAUGUCCACAAUCGAAGAGGAGCGUAAAGCGUAUAUUAAUAAUCCAUAUUUCACUGGACCCAUAUACGGCAGCUUUAAGCCGUUUUAUGUGACUAUUGCCAUUUGCACAGUUGUGCUCGGCUCGAUAAUUAUAUUGAAUAUUAUCUUGGGCUGCUGCUCCAAACACCGUAAGUAUUGGCAAGACCGGCAUACGGGCAAUCGCUGGCUAGUUUCCAUUUGGUCUUCAACACCGCAUAAGCAACCCCCACUUGACUUUACUGAGCUACAGGAAGCCAGCUAUUUCGAUCGAUUCCACCCAACCACUCACCAGCAAGUGUUUCCCAGUGACGUUGUCGUUUCCGUUGACGAUUUAGAGCCAGUACAUCAGUCGCAUCAUCAGCAGCGGCCACCCCGCCCAGAGGGUCGUACAUUGCAUCAGCAACGCCAGCGCGAAGAAUACGUUGAGUUGCAGAAGCGUGAAAGUGACAUUUAAGCCAUGGCUCUAUAUAUUCUAUA